Rodentolepis nana is the source of this 1332-nucleotide messenger RNA. Lineage: Eukaryota; Metazoa; Platyhelminthes; Cestoda; Cyclophyllidea; Hymenolepididae. The record is from the annotation of a GenBank genome assembly.
AAUGGAGGAUCUGAAGAGAGGGCCGCAGAUUCCAAUCCUCCAACGUCUCCCACUCUCCUUGAUCCACAAGUUACGAAUAGCGAGCAAUUCAAGUGGUCUCUUCAAUUCGCCACAAGUCUUGCUGUUGCCUGGCCCAAAGACCGCACUAUCCACAAUCGUCUCGAGAUGGUCUGCCAGUGCAUUGAAACCGGCCAUUGGCCCCUCCCCCGUCGCUACUUAAUCAAUUCAGUAGACGAUAUGGGUCGAUAUCACAUAGCUGAGUCAACCGGGGCUGUGAGCCGUGAUGCUUCUCCAGCACCUCCCAGUUCUCCUGAUAUCUCAAGCGCCUCCACAACCCAAAAGAAAAAUCUCAGCCCCUCAGAAGCUGCAACUCUUGCUGCUCUACAAGCCGCAGGAUACACUAACAUUGAUCAAGUCCUUGCUCUUCAGGCUGCAGUUGCUGCAUCUGCGCAUCAAUCUGACUUGUCUGGAUCAAUGCGAGGACGGGGAGGUGGCCGCGGUUCACGCGGUGGUCGCGGACGUGGUCGGGGCUCACGAGGUGGAACAAGCGGUCUUAACAUGUACUCAAGGGAAGAUUUUGCUUCUGCCGCCUCUCUGGCGAAAAAUUCCACUUCUCCCCUUCCUACUCGUGGCAGGGGUUCACGAGGUGGACAAGCAAUUACAUCUCGUGGGGCUUCAGGUUCAACGCGGGGUAGGAAACGUAAGAUUGAAGGAAUGGAUUCGUCAUCGGCUGUCCUACCACCGCCCGAUUCUCCUGCGUGGAAUGUAAAUGUUCCCCUAGUCUCUUUGACAAAUGGAAACCUGAUUCACGGUGAUAAAGCACCUAAACGUCGGCAUUUGGAAGCUUGGCUGAAAGCUAAUCCAGAGUAUAUGCCAUACUCUGUGGAACAGGAGGACCAAAUUAUCUUUAAACGGGUUGCUCAAUCUCGAGGACAGAACACAUCAGCAAUGGAGGCUCUCGCUUACAGGCAUUACAUGUCUACCAUGUUAAGUAAAGUGGUCAACUAUACUGCAAGUAGUACUCAACGUCCUACUCCUUCCACGUCAACAGGGACCUCGGAUGCAGUGUCGGACCAGCAGAAACAGAUGAUGGGUUUCCUUGCAGCUUCGAUGUAUUCGGGAAAUCCCGCGUAUGCUUCUUUUCUAGCCACUUUAAUGGGUUAUGCACAGCCUGGUGGUGUUCAACAACAGCAGACGCAACAGCAGCAGCAACAACAAAAGGGUUCUGAAGCGGACAGACCAUCCUCUUCAAAUGAUCCUGUUCAGUCUUCUGCCAAUACUGUUUCUUCCUCUGAUCCUGCUGCUCUAGGUAAAGAUUCGUUGAAGGUGUAA